AUGAAAGAACGAAUAUUAGCUGAAACAACAUCUAUAACAAAAAUUUAUGAUGAGGAAAUAGUGAAAGCGAAUGUUUCAAAAGGUGCAACGGCAAUAAUACCAACUAUUGUUGAGUAUAGAUUACCAGUUGCAUUUUGUCUUCUACCAAAUAAACGUGGCAAAACAUACCUUGAAUUAUUUGAACGAUUAAAAGAACAAGCAAUUGUGAUGGGAAAACAAUUUAAUCCGAAACGUAUCAUUACAGAUUAUGAACCUGGUUUGCUGCCAGUCAUACAACAAGAGUUUCCAUCUGCUAUCCAUUCUGGUUGUAUGUUCCAUUUCCAUCAAGCGAUACACAGAAAAAUUACAAACUUAGGUUUAGCAAAUGAUUAUUUGCAUAAUGAAUCUAUUCGUGAUCAAUGUCGUCAAAUCAUGGCGUUAAGUCUUAUGCCGAUCAACGAAGUAGAAAGUCAGUUUCAACGUUUAGAAACGAUUACGUCAACGUCAUUAGGUGAUCUACUACUAUAUUUUAAACAUCAAUGGGUACAUGGUGUUGUUCCAAUUCAAAUGUGGAAUUUUUUUGAUGUUCAUCAUCGAACAAAUAACACCUCAGAAGGUCAGAAUACUGCAGCUUUCCGUCUGUUGUGUUUCGAAUCACUGCACUUUAUUAUUUAUAUUUUAGCUUACAACCUUAGAUUUGCAAGCCGGUUAUCGAAAAAGCAUCCGAAUAUUUGGAGCUUUAUACAACUGAUCCAAAGCGAACAUGUUCGUUUUGAACAUAUAUUAACUCAACUAGAGGCUGGUGCUUCUGCACCGAAACAAUCGAAAAAAACCAAAGCUUUUCAAACGAGAUUUGAUACUCUACGGGAAAGAUUUCUCCAACAGCAAAUUAACACAAAUGAACAUUUAUCAGGUUUAUCAUUGUUGAUUGGGAAGAAAAAAAUAACAUUUUAUGCUAUAUUAUGA
Rotaria sp. Silwood2 is the source of this 945-nucleotide messenger RNA. Lineage: Eukaryota; Metazoa; Rotifera; Eurotatoria; Philodinida; Philodinidae. The record is from the annotation of a GenBank genome assembly.